UUUCUUUUUUUGCAGAUACCAACUCAAUGUUGAUCGGGAUAAUGCUAGUAUGGUUUUGAUUAACCGACUAUUUUUAGGAUUGGUCCUCUUAAUUUCUUCAACAUGGUCGUUAACAAAUUCAACAACAAAUAUAAAUACAACAAUAACGACUUCAACAAUAAAUCGUACAAGAACAACUUCAAAACCCGAAAUACACGAUUACAAUCUCUAUUCGGGGACGACAUCGACAGAAAUUCCAAACGAAAAGUUUAAAAACGAUGAUUCUCGAUCUAUUGACAUGAAAGGUGGGAGAUCUUUAGAUAUUUUGGCGGAUUUUCAAAUCGAAAAUAACGUUUUUUCCGAUGAUUACGCAAAAGAGCAAGCGAGCAGAACACGAGAUUACGAAAGAAAUUUUACUUACGAUUUAACAACACCAGAAAGCGAUUCGCGAUUUAAGCAGAUUCAAGAAGACGUUUUAAAAGAGAUCGAUGAAAAAAGCAAGAUUAUCGCGGGAGAAAUGGAAGAGGAUAGAAGAAUUUAUUACCUAAACCACGGAAGAGAAGCACCUAAAAAUCCGUUUUUAGACGACGUUGAAGGAAAAGAUCAAUUUCGAAUGGAAGAGAUGAAAAACGUUGAUGUAAACGAGUUUAACGAUAAAAAUAACAACAAAACUCGGUGGGAGCACAGCGUUGAGAGCUUAAAAAAGAGCGAAAGUAUUCAAAUUUAUAAUCAAACUAAAAUUGUUGAUGAUAAUAAAACGAAUAUACAAAAUGAAGUUAAAGAUAUUGAUGCAAAAACGGUUAAAAGUGGCGAUUUAGACCAAGAUUUGAGUGCUAAUCAACAAGUUUUUAAUUCGGUUAAUUUGAAUAAUGAUAUUCUUAUUAAUAAACGAAUUGUUGAUGAAGAUUUAACAUCACCAAUUAAAAGUACUCAAUUUUUUGAUCAAGAUGAAGAAACGACGAGAAGUAAUGAUGAGGUAUCAACUAUUAUUGGUGAUGAUUCGACGAAAAUUGUGGAAUCAAAGAAAAUUGAUGAUGAUUCAACAAAAAUUGAUGAUGGCACUGCAACAGCAAAUGAUUCUACGAUCAUCCAUGAUGAAUCAAAAAAAAUUGAUGAUUUAACGACAAUCGGUGAAGAUUCAACAACAGAAAUGAAUGAAAAAUCAACAACUGAGACUAUAAAUCAAGAAGAAACAACAAAUGAUGUAUUAAAAAUUGAUGAAACAACUUUGAACGAUCAAGAAACGAUUCCCCAAGAAACAACAACCCAAGAAAUUAAUAAAUUAACUCAAGAAGAAUCAACUCAAAACGAUUUAAUCGAAACAACAACAUUCGGUAGUUUUGAUGAAACGAAUACGAACAUUGUUGAUCUUUACAUAGACAUAUUAACGAAUUCAACCGAAAUUCCCCCAGGCACCACCACCACCACCAUAACAACAACGAUUAAAUACGACGACGACGAUUACGAAGAAAACAACGCAACCACAUUCUACGAGGUAACAACGGAUAAAUUAAAUUUAAUCGAAAAAGAUUUUUCGAAAAUCGAAUUUUUCGACGCGACCGAAAAACCGAAACGGAACGAAAUUAAAAAGAACGAGACAAAUUCAAAUGUUGCCAAUGAAAUUUUAAAGAUAACAACUCAAUCGUCUAAUUUAAAUGUAACUUUAACUUCGACUGAAAGUAACGAGGUUAAAACGAAUUCGAUUUCGACCGAAAAGAAUUUGUCGCGAUUUAAUUUUGAUAUAAUCAAGCAAAAUGAGAUAAAAUCGACGCCGGUUGAAGAUUAUGAGGAUCCGGAUGAUGAUGAAAAUAAUAAUGAACAUGAGGAGGAUGGUGAUAAACCGGCGGUGAUUCCCCUUGAUGCGAAAAUAACGGUAAAGCCGACGAAAAGUGUGUUAAAGACGACGACUAUUUCGCGGGAGGUUGAUGAAAAUAAUAAUGUUGAGAGUAAACCGAGGUUUGUUAAUGUUACGACUGAGAUGGAACCGAUUGAGGUUGAGGUUACUACAACUCCGGCUGGGUUAGUUGGUGGUGAAGAGGAGGAUGAUGAAGGAAAUGGGGGGAAAAUUGCUGCUAUUGUUAUUUCGACGGUUGGGGCGGUUUGUUUGUUGCUUUUGGUUGGAUUGUUGGUUGUUAUGAGAAAAAGACAAAAACGAUUUAAUUACGGCCAAAGAUGUCGUCCAGUAAGUUUAGACGCCUACAGCAUGGACAACGUCUCCAUUCAUAAUAGUACUAGAAGAAAAGGUGUUCUGAUGACUUCAAAACGUGCUUAUGGAAAUGCUGCAUUUGAUGAUCCGAAUUCACCAUCACAUCCAUUAAACUUCUCCGAAUUAGUAAAAUUUGCUAGCAAUACCGAAGAAAUUCACGCGGAAUUUGAAACGAUCCCUCAAGUUCAAGCAAAAACCAGCGAAUUACCCGAAGGAUGCGAAGUAAAAAAUAGAUACGCCAACGUUAUUCCCUUACCGGAAACGCGAGUUUUUUUGAAAACUCUCGAAAGCGAUCCAACUUCCGAUUAUAUUAACGCAAAUUAUGUCACUGGUGCUAAAAGUGAACGGAGAUAUUACAUAGCUUGUCAAGCUCCUUUACAAUCAACAAUCGCCGAUUUUUGGAGAAUGAUUUGGGAACAAGAAUCUAAAGUUAUUUUGAUGUUAACUCAUUUAUAUGAGCAAGGAGCUGAGAAAUGUUCAGAUUAUUUACCACCUUCAGAAGUUUUAGAUUGCAAUCGACUUUUCGGGGAUUUCCAAGUAACAUUAAAAAAACGCGAAGUUCGCGAUAAAUAUAUCAUAUCCAGUUUACAAUUAAAGAAUAUGGUUUCAAAUAGUUGGAGGGAAGUAACUCAUAUUUGGUACAUCGAAUGGCCCCAUAAAGGAGUUCCAGACGAAGCAAACUCUCUAAUUCGAUUUUUAAUUGAAGCUCGAAGUUAUAUGAAAGCCAAUGAAAUUAAAGCAAGAGAAGCAAAUACAAGUUUUAUACAAGGAACAAUUCCAAGAAAUCCCCCGGUUAUUGUUCAUUGUAGCCCGGGAACUGGUCGAACGGGAACGGUGAUAUCAUGUGAUAUAGCGAUAAGAGAGUUUGAACAAUCCAGACAGGUGGAUAUUCCUAAAAUUGUGUAUAAAAUUCGAAGGGAUAGGGCGAGUUCCGUUCAGACCAAGGACCAAUACUCAUUCAUUUACAAAGUAAUAAAUUUAUACGCAACAAAAUUAACUGGGGGAGCUUUCGACUCGUUUUGAAGAGAUUGAGAUCAAGAAAAUAACUUGAUUUUAAUUAACAAGAUUUAUUGAAGAAGAGUUUAGGUAUUAAUAAAUAUUUUUGUAAAAAUGUGAUAUGAUUUUUUUUUUUUUAAUUAUUAUAUUGUUGUAUCCAAAAAGAAAAUUUAAAAUGGAGAAGAUAUAUAAUGUUAAUUUGUAAAUAAUUUAUGUAUUACUAAAUAACGUUAUAGUUUACUAUGUAAAUAUAAAAGUUAAUAGAUAAUACGUUGAGA
Messenger RNA from Onthophagus taurus, 3459 nucleotides. The record is from RefSeq and is a predicted model, not a curated record. NCBI's taxonomy places the organism in Eukaryota, Metazoa, Arthropoda, Insecta, Coleoptera, Scarabaeidae.